CCUGGAGACUCUGGUUGGGGUCAGAGUUAAGUCUCAGAACCACUUGCUCUGUAUAUGAGUGCCAAGUUAAUCCCUCAGCAGGGACAGACAGGGAGGGAACGGACUGCUGGGCUCUGCUUGCUGCUGAAAAGUCACUGGGCAUUCACAAGGGAAAUUUUCCUCCUUUCUUCUGCCCUGAACAUUUUCCCAAACAUGAAGGCGAUAAGCUUACUCAUCUUAGUGGGAUUUAUAGGAGAGUUCCAAGUUUUUUCAAGAGCCUCCUCUCCAGUCAAUUGCCAGUGGGAUUCCUUUGGGCCUUGGUCAGAAUGCAGUGGUUGUACUAAAACUCAGACUCGAAGGCGAUCAAUCUCUGUUUAUGGGCAGUAUGAGGGUCAUCCUUGCGUCGGAAGUGCUUUUGAAACACGAUCAUGUGAGCCGACCCGAGGAUGUCCAACAGAAGAGGGAUGUGGAGAGCGUUUCAGGUGUUUUUCAGGUCAGUGCAUCAGCAAAUCCUUGGUUUGCAAUGGGGAUUCUGACUGCGAAGAAGACAGUGCUGAUGAAGACAGAUGUGACGAUUUAGAAAGUAGACCUUCCUGUGACAUCGAUAAACCUCCUCCCAACAUAGAACUUACCGGAAAUGGUUACAAUGAACUCACUGGCCAGUUCAGGAGCAGAGUCUUCAACACUAAAAGUUUUGGUGGUCAAUGCAGGAAGGUGUUUAGUGGGGAUGGAAAAGAUUUCUACAGACUGAGUGGAAAUAUCCUCUCUUAUACAUUUCAGGUGAAAAUAAAUAAUGAUUUUAAUUAUGAAUUUUACAAUAGCAGCUGGUCUUACAUGAAACAUACAUCGACAGAACUUACAUCAUCUAGUAGGAAACGCUCCUUUUUUGGAUCUUCAUCAUCUUCUUCGUACAGUUAUAUUUCAAAUACUGAUGAAAUCCAUAAGAAGAAGAGUUAUCAGUUGUUGGUUGUUCAGAACACAGUGGAAGUCGCUCAGUUUUUCAAUAACAACCCAGAAUUUUUACAACUUGCUGAGCCAUUCUGGAAGGAACUCUCCUACCUUCCCUCUCUGUAUGACUACAGCGCCUACCGAAGACUGAUUGACCAGUAUGGGACACAUUAUCUGCAGUCUGGGUCCUUAGGAGGAGAAUACAAAGUCUUAUUUUAUGUGGACACAGAAAAAAUCAAACAAAGUGGUCUUAGUUCAGCAGAUAUAAAGAAAUGUACUUCCUCAAGUAGCAGUUUUUUAUUUACAUCAUCUCAUCAAAAAUGCCAGGAGCUGGAAGAGGCCUUGAAAUUAGCUGCAGGAACCCAGUCUAAUGUGUUGAGAGGGUUUCCUUUUGUCAGAGGGGGAAGUUCGGGCUUUGUGUCUGGCCUUAGUUUCCUGGAGCUCGAUAAUCCUGCUGGAAACAAACAGCGAUAUUCUUUCUGGGCAAAAUCUGUGACUGAUCUUCCCCAAGUCAUAAAACAAAAGCUGACACCUUUGUACGAGCUGGUAAAGGAAGUCCCCUGUGCCUCUGUAAAAAGACUGUACCUGAAGCGAGCUCUGGAGGAGUAUCUGGAUGAAUUUGACCCUUGCCACUGCCGGCCUUGUCGAAAUGGUGGCAUCGCCACUGUUGAGGGGACCCAGUGCCAGUGUCAUUGCAAACCAUACACAUUUGGUGUGGCAUGUGAGCAAGGAGUGCUCGUAGGGGAUGAAGCAGGAGGGGUUGAUGGAGAUUGGAGCUGCUGGUCCUCUUGGGGCCCCUGUGUUCAGGGGAAGAAAACAAGGAGCCGAGAAUGCAAUAACCCACCUCCCAGUGGGGGUGGGAAAUCCUGUACUGGAGAAACAUCAGAAAGCAGGCAAUGUGAAGACGAGGAGCUGAAGCAUUUUAGAUUGCUCGAACCACAUUGUUUUCCUUUGUCUUUGGCUCCAACGGAAUUCUGUCAAUCUCCUCCUCCCUUGAAAGAUGGAUUUGUUCAAGAUGAAGGUGUCACAUUUCCUGUUGGGAAAAACAUAGUAUAUACCUGCAGUGAAGGGUUCUCUCUUAUAGGAGACCCUGUUGCCAGAUGUGGAGAAGAUUUACAGUGGCUUGCUGGGGAAAUGCGUUGUCAGAAAAUUGCCUGUGUUCUCCCUGCUUUAAUGAAUGGCAUACGGAGUCAUCCCCGCAAACCUUUCUACACAGUUGGCGAGAAGGUAACCCUUUCCUGUUCAGGUGACAUGUCCUUAGAAGGUCCUUCGGUAUUUCUCUGUGGAUCCAGCCUUAAAUGGAGUCCUGACAUGAAGAAUGUGCAGUGCGUGCAAAAAGAUGCCCCUUUGACACAGGGAGUGCCUGAAUGUCAGCGCUGGGAGAAACUGCAGAAUUCCAGAUGUGUGUGUAAAAUGCCCUACGAAUGUGGAUCUUCCUUGGAUGUAUGUGCUCGGGAUGAGAGAAGCAAGAAGAUACUGCCUCUGACAGUUUGCAAGAUGCAUGUUCUCCGCUGUCAGGGUAGAAAUUACACCCUUACUGGGAGGGAGAGCUGUACUCUGCCUGCCCCACCCGAGAAAGCUUGUGGUGUGUGUCCACUCUGGGGAAAAUGUGACGUCCCGAGCAGCAAAUGCGUCUGCAGAGAAGCAUCGGAGUGUGAGGAAGGAGGGUUCAGCAUCUGCGUGGAGGUGAACGGCACGGAGCAGACGCUGACCGAAUGCGAAGCUGGCACCCUCAGAUGCCGCGGGCAGAGCAUCUCCGUGGCCAGCCUAGGGCCCUGCGCGGCGGGGACCCGAUAGGCUCCAGGUGCCCUUUCGGCUUCCUGGAGGUCUGGCAGCCCGCUGUGGCUCUGUUAAAGCUCUGCGUGCUGGGCACUUCAAAGGCCUUUUCCAGCGUGGAGGCGCAUUCUUUCUGCUCGUCUCCAGUGUCCACUUCUGUCUUCAACUCCAGCCACCUGCAUAAACACAGCCCUUUGUUCUGCCAACCCUCUUUGAAUCCACAUACUCUGUUUUUCUUUUUUAAGUAAGGCUGAUCAGAAUGAAAAACAUUCCUGAAUCUUUGCAUGAGCUGUGUGUUUUCAGAAAAAUUGCUAACUUCUCUGGACCUUGACUUUUUAAUCUGAAAAUUAGAGGAUUAGCUAGAGAAACUCAAAUAUUCUAUUUGCCCUAUGUUUCUUUUAAGUGUGAUUGACCCCACCCACGGGCCAGAGCACACUCUACAAAUUGAAUAGGAAAACGAGAUUUAGAGAAGUUGUUCCUCAAUGAAGCCCAAUACAAAGGGGACUUGGAAUGGAAAAAGACACGGGCAAUUAAUUAUUCCUUCUCAAGUAGUAAUCUCCCGCUUCAUCCUACUGACUCAAGCACCAGAUGUAAGGAUUCCUAAACUAUGUCAGGAGAUUGAAACACGGAAAUGUCAGACCCUGAUUCAUUAUGCUGCAGUCACCAUCUUCUGCCUUCUUGUCUGAGAACAAAUACAAUUCAUUCUCCUCUUUGAGGCUUUUCUUUAGUAUGUGCCAAACACAUGACCUGCCGUUUACCCCCAUCCUCCCCUUUUAUUUCGUAGGAAGCAUCAGUUCAUACCUGAGCUAUUGAGUUGAAUGAGAGCAUAUUUGAGAGAACAGUUUUCUCUAAUGUGGAUUCAAGCCUGGAUUUUUCAGGGGGCUGUACAGGUAGAUCAGUUUGGAACAUUGGCUUUCCAUUUAUUCCUUUUCCAUCUUUCCUCAAAACAAAAAAGCAGCUGUGAGAGAUGAAAUGAAUGGGCUUAAAUGGAAUUUAAAAUAUGCUUUUGUAUACAAAUUCCAUCUCUGUAUUUUUUAGAUGCUGAUAAAUACAUUUUGACAAAACUGUGGCUAAAAUGACAAUGAUUAAAAACUCAUUAAAGUUGUUAUCCUCUGGAA
Messenger RNA from Manis pentadactyla (Chinese pangolin), 3821 nucleotides. It is a transcript of the gene C7, whose product is annotated as complement C7. The record is from RefSeq and is a predicted model, not a curated record. Bases 55 to 2724 code for a protein of 889 amino acids. Gene Ontology annotation, biological process: immune response. NCBI's taxonomy places the organism in Eukaryota, Metazoa, Chordata, Mammalia, Pholidota, Manidae. Gene Ontology annotation, molecular function: protein binding. Gene Ontology annotation, cellular component: membrane attack complex. The transcript has 18 exons.